AUGACUGGAGUUUUGUUGGGCGUCUUCGAUGGAUACAUGCCCUUAGAGCGAAAUGCUCUGACAUCAGAGACAAAAAUUGGCGGUACACCCACAUUCUUUCCGACGCUUUCCGAUGCCCAGCGUGAGAUCAUACGAGGAUGGACAACAUGCGGGGUGUGUGGGCACCCAAUGUUUCUUCUUUUACAGGCCUUUAGUCCGUUACCAUCGGCAUCUUCUUUGCAUCAUCGAAUGAUAUACGUCUUCUGUUGCAACUCCGCCGCAUGUGUAAGGCAACCCUCCGCUAGUUGGUGCGCCUUUGCUCUUCAAGUUGACGCUGCGGAUGAGUCUGCUUUACACGAUGAAGAGUCCGAGGAGGUUUUUCAGUGUGGUCCUUUGCUACCGGCUGAAUUACCGCCCAAUACUUUCCCUCCCUGUUUUGUAGACAUCGUCCCUGAGCCAACAAAAGAAAUUGUAGUGCCAACCAAUCUAGAAGCUGAACUGAUUCGUACUGCCGAGGAAAAUGCUCGAAAGGCAGGUAUUACUGAGGAUGAUGUGACGGAAUUGGAAAACACGAUUGAUCUGAAGGAUAAACCCUCUGACUAUGAGUUUGAGAAGUUUCGACGAAGAAUGUCGAGAGAACCUGCACAAGUUCUCCGUUAUUAUUCGCGGGACGGCUCAGGGAAAGAAGAAAAUGGUGUACCAACAGCAACUGCUCCCCCACUCUUCAUGAAUCCUGGAAGUGUGCGGGACAGCGUGCGAAUUCCACCGUGUGUCCGCUGUGGAUCUGCUCUCACGCACGAAUUGCAACUUAUGCCCACCUGUGUGUAUUAUUUACGUGCUGGAGAAUAUAUAGCACCUGGCCAAUCAAAGGCAGAUGAUGGAGUCGACUGGGGUUCGGUAACAAUCUACGUUUGCUCCAAGGACUGUUCGAAAGAUUCUCAGGGCGUGGUUUUACUCAAGGCGUUUGUGCUCGUGGAAAAGGCCCCAGAGCUGGAGGAGGAGGAGAAGGGGGCGAAUGGACGAAAGAACCUUCGCUCUUUUAUGAAUUGCUCAUGA
Molecule: messenger RNA, 1035 nt
Organism: Trypanosoma conorhini
Lineage: Eukaryota; Euglenozoa; Kinetoplastea; Trypanosomatida; Trypanosomatidae
Product: putative programmed cell death protein 2
Exons: 1
Coding region: 1-1035 (344 amino acids)
Cellular component (GO): cytoplasm
Source: RefSeq, a predicted model, not a curated record